AUGUCAAAAAAUAAAAAAACUAAAACAGAUAAUAAAAUAUUUCAAGAUGUUAUUGAUUUUGAAAUUUUAAGACCUAUAAUCAAUUAUUUAUUAAUCAGCAAAAAUAAAAAUAAUAAUAAUAAUAAUAAUAAUAAUACUAAUAGUAAUCAAUAUAAAAUUAAUAAAUUUUAUUUAAAUAGAAAUGAAAUAUUAAAUUAUAUAUUAGUUUCAAAAAAGUGGUAUAAUUUUAUAUCAUUAACAAUAUCAAAUAAUAUAAUUAAUAAUAAAUCAUUUGAAAAUUGGUUAGAAAUUAAUAAUAAUAAUAAUAAUAAUAAUAAAUCAUUUAUUGAAAAUUAUAAUAAUCAAAAUCAAUAUGAUAAAAAUAAUUUAAUUUUUAAUAUUAAAAAUGAAAAACCAAAUUAUUAUAAUCAAAAACGAAAUAAUACAGUUUUUAAUAACAAAGAAGAUAAACAAAAUAAAAUUAGUUUUAAUAAAGAGUUUUCAAUUAUAAAAAUCAAAGAAUCAAUAAUCGAUGAUUAUUUUAAAUUCAAUUUAUUUUUAGAUGAUAUUACAAUUGAUGAUUUUAAAGAAAUUAAAAAUAAAUUUGAAAAUAACCAAUUACUAUAUAAUAGAAUUGUAGUUAAUCUUAAAACUAGUGGUAAUAAUACUUUAUUUGAAAUAAAUGAAUAUGUAUCAAAUGAAAAUUCAGAAAUCGUAUCAAAUUUAUUUAAAAUAUUAGAAUUAAAUUUUGAUUUUUGGUUGGAGGAUGGUUAUAGUGCAAAAUAUGAAGAGUUGGAGGAGGAGGAUGAUCAUGGUGGUAAGAAAUGUACUGAAUUAUUUUUAAUAAAUAAUUUAUCAAUUUCUGGUUUUAAUAUUAGUAUAGGUAAUGAUGAAACAUUAAAGAUAUUCAAAAAUUUCAAAAGUAAACAUAUAAUAUAUGAUGGGUCAGAUGAUGUUGAUAAUUAUCAAGCGCAUGCCAAUUAUUCAGUAUUAUUCGAUCCAGAUAAUUCAGGUCAACAAGUUGAAUCAAUUAAAGUACAAAGUAAACAUGGUAAUAAAGAGUCUGUUGAACCACUCCAUUUGAUCAACGUUAAUCAAUUUGAAAAUUUACAUUCAAUUACAAUACCAAUAAAUUCAAUUCUAUUAUUAUCAGAGAUAUCUAAAGAAAUGGGCUUUUAUGGAUUCUAUGAUGGAAAUGCAUAUUCAAGUUUUACUGGAGAUGUCAAAUCAGAAUUAAUCGAAAUGGUCUUUUCAAUCGCUACAAGUGAAUCUUUAAAGAAUUUAAAUAUAACAUCAAUCAAUUUUGAACAAUAUCCAAUUAAUUUCCAAGAUUACGCUCACUAUUAUUUAUCUCUUCCUGGUGGUGGUGGUCUUGAAUUUUUUGCAAACAAAAUAAAUGAAAUUAUAGAACAAUUUUCAAAUUCAUUUCAACCAUUAUUUUCAGAAUUAAAUACAUCAAUUGAAAGAAUUGAAUUUGAUUGUUGUGGUUUAUUAAAUAUCAAUACAUUUUCAAAUUUAUUAAAUAAUAAAUCAAUUAAAUAUUUAUAUUUAUAUAAUAGUGAUUUCAUUGUUUAUUCAUUAAAACAAAAUGAUAGUGGUAGUGGUAGUAUGAAGCAAAUGCAUAAAGAACCUAUUUCAAUUAAUCAAUAUUUAUUUGAAAAUAUAUUUUCAUCACCAUUAACAUCAAUUAGACAUUAUAAAAUUAAUUUCAAAGAAUCAAAACAAAUCAAACCAGUAUUUAAUUUAAUAUUAAAUAAUAUUUUUAAAUUACAAUUAUAUUCAUUAAUAUUUGUAUUAAAUAAAAGUAAAUUAAUUGGUGAAUUUGUUAAAGAAUUUAAAAAUUUAAUAAAUAAUAUUUCAAUACAACUACAACAUCAACAAGAACAACAACAACAACAAGAACAACAAAAACAAAAAUUAAAUAAUAUAAAUUUAAAAGAAUUUAAAAUUAAAAUUGAAAUUGAAAAUAAAAUUAAAAUUAAAAUCAAAGAUAAAAAUGAAAUUAAAAUUAAUGAAAGGUAUAUUCAAGAAUUAAAUAAUAUUGAUAAUCCAUAUUUCACAACAGUAAUAAAGAAGAUAGUUAGAAAUGAAACCCCAAAAAAAAAUUAUCGAAAAUAA
Messenger RNA from Dictyostelium discoideum AX4, 2097 nucleotides. RefSeq lists its product as hypothetical. The transcript has a single exon. Bases 1 to 2097 code for a protein of 698 amino acids. NCBI's taxonomy places the organism in Eukaryota, Evosea, Eumycetozoa, Dictyosteliales, Dictyosteliaceae. The record is from RefSeq and is a predicted model, not a curated record.